This is a messenger RNA of Juglans regia (Persian walnut), 2326 nucleotides long. Its product is annotated as K(+) efflux antiporter 6-like. Gene Ontology annotation, cellular component: membrane. Gene Ontology annotation, molecular function: potassium:proton antiporter activity. Lineage: Eukaryota; Viridiplantae; Streptophyta; Magnoliopsida; Fagales; Juglandaceae. Gene Ontology annotation, biological process: potassium ion transmembrane transport; proton transmembrane transport. The coding region runs from base 98 to 1864 and encodes 588 amino acids. The transcript has 20 exons. The record is from RefSeq and is a predicted model, not a curated record.
CUCUCUCUCUCUCUCUCUCGCUCUCGUUAUUCUAUUUCAGUGAACUCCGACCAACCAAGACCUCUCUCUCUCUCUCUCUCUCUCGGGGCGGACACAAAUGCGAACACAAACCACGGGCUUAAAGCUUCUCUCUGCAAUGUCGAAGAAAUAUCCAUCCUCGGAGAUCAAUCUCUUCUUGUUGGCAGCACCUGCGUUGCUCCUUCUCUGCACCGCUCUGUUACUACUUCCUUCGUCCUCACUCGCCGACUCAGAUCGGCUCGACCCCAAUAACUCCACCCAGUCUAAUGUCUCUCUUUCUAAGCCCAAAGAAGGCAGCUUCGCCCAAAUGAUUGAUCAAGCCCUCGCCAACGAAUUCCCCGAGAACGAUCAGCCAGAAGCGGCUGAUGCUGGAGGCUUCAACAACAGUGUUGCUGAACGGCAGGCAGUUCUGGAAACUGUAGCCAGAGUUAAGCCAAAGAAAAAUGACACAAAGGAGGAAAAGUCAUUCCAACUGCAUCAUGUUUUUAAUCUCGAUUCUGAUAAUAGAGCCGAAGAUACACCAACACUAAUAGAUCGAAAGGACAAUGUCUUUAUCAUAUCUAAUUUUAAAUCAAAAUAUCCAGUUCUGCAGCUAGACAUAAGAUUGAUAUCGGAUUUGGUAGUUGUUAUUGUCUCAGCAACUUGUGGUGGCAUUGCCUUUGCUUGUGCUGGACAGCCGGUUAUCACUGGAUAUUUGCUUGCGGGAUCUUUGAUUGGACCUGGAGGAUUUAACUUUGUCAGCGAAAUGGUUCAGGUUGAAACAGUGGCUCAGUUUGGUGUUGUUUUUCUUCUUUUUGCGCUGGGCCUGGAGUUCUCCACAACAAAGCUUCGAGUUGUUCGAGCUGUUGCUGUUCUAGGGGGCCUGCUACAAAUUUUCCUGUUUAUGUGCCUGUGUGGUAUUACAGCCUCGUUGUCUGGUGGUAAAGCUUCCGAGGGGGUAUUUGUUGGCGCAUUACUUUCAAUGUCUUCAACAGCAGUGGUAUUGAAGUUUCUGAUGGAAAAAAACUCUACUAAUGCGCUUCAUGGCCAAGUAACCAUCGGCACCCUUAUUUUGCAGGACUGUGCCGUGGGUUUACUGUUUGCUUUGCUUCCAGUUCUGGGAGGGACUUCUGGUGUCCUUCAAGGAGUGAUGUCCAUGACUAAAGUGCUGGUGAUGUUAAUUACAUUUUUGGCUGUUCUAUCAGUAUUAUCCCGUACCUGUGUUCCCUGGUUACUUAAACUCAUGAUAAGCCUAUCAUCACAGACCAAUGAACUGUAUCAAUUGGCAUCAGUUGCAUUCUGCUUGCUUGUAGCCUGGUGUAGUGAUAAGCUGGGGCUAAGUCUAGAACUGGGCUCCUUUGCUGCUGGAGUGAUGAUAUCAACAACUGAUCUUGCUCAACACACACUAGAACAAAUCGAACCCAUUCGCAAUCUUUUUGCGGCUCUUUUCCUCGCUAGCAUUGGAAUGUUGAUCCAUGUUCAAUUUCUCUGGAACCAUGUGGAUAUAUUGCUAGCAUCUGUUAUUUUGGUGAUCGUUGUAAAGACAAUCAUAAUUUCUACUGUUGUCAAGGGAUUUGGUUAUAACAACAAAACUUCUCUUCUUGUUGGAGUGUCUUUGGCACAGAUAGGGGAAUUUGCUUUUGUUCUUCUCAGUCGUGCUUCGAAUCUGCAUCUAGUUGAGGGGAAAGUGUACCUGUUGCUUCUUGGAACUACCGCUCUAAGUCUGGUGACAACUCCUCUGCUUUUCAAGUUAAUUCCUGCUGUUGUUCACCUUGGUGUGUUGGUACGGUGGUUCUCCCUCAACAGCUCUGUUGAGGUAUUUACUAGUAUACAAUUAAAAGAUUCAGAUAGGAUUAAAAGGAGAUAACCUCCGGUCAGAAAGUGCAAAGCAGCGUGCUAUAUUGAUCGACCAAGGACCUCAUGAUUCAUGACAUUUAUGAACUGAAAGCAAUUUCAGUAUGAUUUAAAGGACACAUUUGUACUAUAGCACUCGCUUUUCCAACAGACUCUGGUGAAGUUUAUUACAUUUCUUUCACUAUACAAAAGCUUUUUCCAUGAUCAUCGCUGUUGCCUGCUACUGAUUUGACCAAAGAUCAACGAAUCGAUUCGAGUUGAGGAAUUGUAAGAUCGGGAAAGAGGUAAUCUAACUGCUGAAAGGACUAACAGUUGAAGCUUUCUUUAUUUGUGAUUCACCUGUCUCCACUGCAUGACCUAUUUGUGGAGAACUAUUCUUUUCAAAUGUAACAUAGUUUCAGUUUUGUAAUCUAGAGUGGCAAUUUUUGUUCAUAGAUGAUUUCAAAAAAUGUAUCCAGGCUUGUUUGUUUUGUUA